Molecule: messenger RNA, 2313 nt
Organism: Pteronotus mesoamericanus
Lineage: Eukaryota; Metazoa; Chordata; Mammalia; Chiroptera; Mormoopidae
Product: coiled-coil domain-containing protein 162-like
Source: RefSeq, a predicted model, not a curated record
AUGAAAAAAGUUGGAACAGGGGAGGGGACCAGGCCUGUGAACGUGGAUUCAGGAGUCACCAGCGAACAGAUGGUAGUUGCAGCCAAAAGCGUGAGCGAGAUUGCCCAGGGCCUGGGAGAAGAUAUUUAUAACUGUGGCCGCCAGGAGUGGCCUGAGACAGAGGCCUGCUGCCCUCAGCUGUGCCUCUGUAGGCUGAGUGACCGUGACCUCAAGGUGGCCCAUGGAGAGCUGGUGGGCAUGCAGCUGCUAAUGGAAGAUGUACUUCUGAGUAACUAUCAGAUGAUCACAGAGGGUCCCCCAGGCUGGCAGGUCACACUAGACAAAGAUACGCAGCCAAAUUUGUCCAGAACGCCAGGAUUCAGAAGUCCGCUCCCGAGCAGCCCAGAGGCCCCCAAGCUUCAGGGAGGCCCGUGCGAUGCGGGGAAGGCCCUUGCUUUGCUGAGGUCAUUUCUGGUGCUGUGGAAGCAGCUGGAAGUGCCGAAGGAGCACUGGGGCCACCUUAAGCUGCAAGGCCAGAACAUCAAGUCUGCCUCUCUCCACAAGCAGUCCUCUGAGCUCUACGGAACUGACAUUUUGUGCCCAAGCAUGAAAGCUCUAACCAGGAGGAUGGGGAAAGAAGAUGAAUUUGAAGAACUUAUAGUAAGUGGUUAGUCUAUUCUUCCCCUAAAAGGAGCUUCAGAAAUUGAAAUAAAAACUCAGCAGCUUCAGAAACUUCUGGAAAAUCUUGAAAUUCAUAUCAUCCAGGAGAUGUUAAGAAAAGUUAACAGAGAGAUAACACUGGUUGUGUCAGAAAAGUCCAAGGAGCAGCGUACUCUCCCUACAGACCUUUGGAAACACCAAGUUAUGAAAGAAAACUUUCCAGUUAUCAGACCAUAAAUAGUGAAAAAAAUUAUACAGAGAUUAAUGGGAAAUUACCAGGAUGGUAAACUAGAGAUCACUUUCAGGAAAGAGCACCUGGAGGCCUGCCUCCUUUCCCUGGGCUGUGACAUAAUGGCAAGGGAGCGCAGCAGCUUCGAGGGCUACUCCAUGUGUUACGAGCACAUGUUGGAGCACGUGAGGCGGGAGCUCUGCCAGAAGGAGCAGGUGUGUUCCCAGAGACCAGAACUUCCACCCGAAGACAAUGCUGGUCAAGUUGCAGAGCCCAGUCAUAAUAUGAUCAUGGAAAUCACUGCUCUGAGAGCCCGACUUGCAGACUUGAAAGAGGGGAUUCUGAAUCUUGAAAAGCAAAUCAGAAAAGAAGUGCAAGAAGAAUAUGAAGAUGUAGUCAAAACUCUAUUUAUGGCAUGUUUACACAUGAAAGAGAAGUUGAAUGAGAACCAGCUUCACUUGAUCCAGAAAGUGUGUGAGCUCAUCAGUGAAGUGAGAACAGAAUGGACUGAGCAUGUGAAGGACCUAAAGAAAAAAUGGGGCUCGGCCAGACCUGAUGAAGGAAUAAAUGGAAACUCAGCCAAAGAGCAGCCGCGGGACUGGGAGCAGGAGAACAGCAGCCUGGCAGCUCUAGUGUGCAAAGUGCGGAUCCUGGGCCGCUGGAGGCUGGCUGCGCAGCAGGCUCGCCCGGGCCAGCUGAGCCGGCCGGAGAAGGAAGCCAUACAAAGUAAAAAAGAGUGUUUGAGCAUCAAGCUAAUGGCAGAACAAGAAGUGGUUUUAUUUCGUCAGCAGUUACUGGCCCUGAGGUGGGCCCUGGCCAGGGCUCAGGCCCACAGCAUGAGGAUGUGCGAGCCACAGGAGAGCCAGGCUCAACUGCUAAAAGAAUUAGAACACAAAGUGACGCAGGAAUCUGCCCACUGGCAGCAGCUGGAUUUACUGAAAACCAGCAAAAAGAAGCUCUUGGAAGACAUGGAGCAAAAAGGACUGCAGCUGCAGCUCCUUCCUGAAGCGGCUGGGCGGGCUGCUCCACCGGGCCGGCUCCAGAGGAGGAAACUCCAGAGAGGACUCUGACAGAUGAGAAGCUGGCUGGCCCAGGAGUGCAGCGUGAAGCUGGAUGCUUUCCAGCGCGUGGAAGAGCUACAAAGUCAGCUUACUGACGCUGGGAGCUCCUCUGUCCAGAUGAGCUCACCUGGAGGCCUAAUAUCCCAGGCUCUGUUUGCCCUAAGGUCUGUGUCUGCAUCAUCCAGAUACUCCCAGCAGCACCUUUUAAAGACCAACCUAAUGGGCAAUAAAAUAACAAAGAUUCAAAGGCCAAAAUCUAUACCUCCUAAACACAAAAAAAGGACUGCUGAUGUCUUCCUACCCAGCGUGGCAGAAAAUGCUCAACUUUCAGUUUUUCAAGUCCAAACAGCUGCAUCCAGAAUCCCAUUUCGAUCUGACUGGUAA